CCUCCUUCCCUCACAGCAGCCUACCAGGCAGCAAUUACGCUUUGGGGAUAAAACGAGGCUCAGAGAGCAGGCUGGGGCAGUCCUCCCCGAGAUGGCGGGUCUGACAGCAGCAGUCCCGAAGCCUGGCGUCUUGCUGAUCUUCCUGCUCAACCUCCUCCAUCCUGCGCAGCCUGGAGGGGUUCCAGGAGCUGUGCCUGGGGGAGUUCCUGGUGGAGUCUAUUAUCCAGGGGCUGGUAUCGGAGGCCUGGGAGGAGGAGCAGGAGGAGCUCUGGGACCUGGAGGAAAACCACCUAAACCAGGUGCAGGUCUUCUGGGGGCCUUUGGAGCAGGUCCUGGAGGACUUGCAGGUGCUGGCCCUGGGGCAGGUCUGGGAGCCUUUCCUGGAGGUGCCUACCCAGGGGCAGGAGCUCUGGUACCUGGAGGAGCAGCGGGGGCUGCUGCGGCUUAUAAAGCUGCUGCCAAAGCUGGGGCUGGGCUUGGUGGAAUUGGAGGUGUUCCUGGUGGUGUUGGAGUUGGUGGCGUCCCUGGUGCUGUUGGAGUUGGUGGCAUCCCUGGUGGUGUUGGAGUUGGUGGCAUCCCUGGUGGUGUUGGAGUUGGUGGCAUCCCUGGUGGCUUAGGAGUAUCAACAGGUGCUGUGGUGCCUCAAGUUGGAGCUGGAGUCGGAGCUGGAGGAAAGCCUGGGAAAGUUCCCGGUGUUGGUCUUCCAGGUGUAUACCCAGGUGGCGUGCUCCCGGGCACAGGAGCUCGGUUUCCAGGUGUGGGGGUGCUCCCUGGAGUUCCCACUGGCACCGGAGUCAAGGCCAAGGCUCCAGGUGGAGGUGGUGCUUUCGCUGGAAUCCCAGGGGUUGGUCCCUUUGGGGGACAGCAGCCUGGUGUCCCACUGGGUUACCCCAUCAAAGCACCAAAGCUGCCAGGUGGCUACGGACUGCCCUACACCAAUGGGAAAUUACCCUAUGGAGUGGCUGGUGCCGGGGGCAAGGCUGGCUACCCAACAGGAACGGGGGUUGGAUCUCAGGCAGCAGCAGCGGCAGCUAAAGCAGCAAAGUAUGCAGGUGCUGGAGGAGCUGGAGUUCUCCCUGGUGUUGGAGGGGGUGGCAUUCCUGGAGGUGCUGGUGCAAUUCCCGGGAUUGGAGGCAUUGCAGGUGCUGGGACUCCCGCAGCAGCUGCUGCUGCAAAGGCUGCUGCUAAGGCUGCUAAGUACGGAGCUGCUGGAGGCUUAGUACCUGGUGGACCAGGAGUUAGGGUUCCAGGUGUUGGAAUCCCAGGUGUUGGGAUCCCAGGUGUUGGUGGUAUUCCAGGUGUUGGUGGCAUUCCAGGUGUUGGUGGUAUUCCAGGUGUUGGUGGCAUCCCAGGUGUUGGGGGCCCUGGUAUCGGAGGCCCAGGCAUUGUGGGUGGACCGGGGGCUGUAUCACCAGCUGCUGCCGCCAAAGCUGCUGCCAAAGCUGCCAAAUAUGGAGCCAGAGGUGGAGUUGGUAUUCCAACAUAUGGAGUUGGUGCUGGGGGCUUUCCUGGCUAUGGUGUUGGAGCUGGAGCCGGACUCGGAGGUGCAAGCCAAGCAGCUGCUGUUGCUGCCAAAGCUGCCAAGUAUGGUGCUGGAGGAGCUGGAACCCUGGGAGGCUUGGUGCCAGGUGGAGGAAUUGCAGCAAUACCAGGCGUACCAGGCACUGGUGGAGUGCCAGGAGCAGGUACCCCUGCAGCUGCAGCUGCCGCCGCCGCCGCCAAAGCAGCCGCCAAAGCCGGCCAGUAUGGUUUGGGCCCUGGCGUUGGUGGGGUUCCUGGUGGAGUUGGAGUUGGUGGGGUUCCUGGUGGAGUUGGUGUUGGUGGGGUUCCUGGUGGAGUUGGCCCUGGUGGUGUUACCGGUAUCGGAACCGGUCCUGGCAUCGGCCUUGUACCUGGUGGCAUUGGAGGUGCAGGGACACCGGCUGCUGCAAAAUCUGCUGCUAAGGCAGCUGCCAAAGCCCAGUACAGGGCUGCUGCUGGGCUUGGGGCAGGUGUCCCUGGACUUGGGGCAGGUGCUGGUGUUCCCGGAUUUGGGGCAGGUGCUGGUGUCCCCGGAUUUGGGGCAGGUGCUGGUGUCCCCGGAUUUGGAGCUGGAGCUGGUGUUCCUGGAUUUGGGGCUGGAGCAGUCCCUGGAUCCCUGGCUGCAUCAAAAGCUGCUAAAUAUGGAGCAGCAGGAGCUGGUGGCCUAGGAGGUGCUGGAGGUCUUGGAGGUGCUGGAGGUCUCGGAGGUGCUGGAGGUCUUGGAGGUGCUGGUGGCCUCGGAGGACCCGGGGGUCUCGGUGGGGCUGGUGUCCCAGGUGGUGUAGCAGGAGCUGCACCUGCUGCUGCUGCUGCUGCUGCCGCCAAGGCUGCCGCCAAGGCUGCCCAGUAUGGAGCAGGAGGACUGGGAGCCGGUGGACUGGGAGCCGGUGGACUGGGGGCUGGUGGACUGGGGGCCGGUGGACUGGGAGCUGGUGGACUGGGAGCCGGUGGACUGGGGGCCGGUGGAGCAAUCCCCGGCGCUGCAGGCGUUGGAGGUGUGUCCCCAGCUGCAGCUGCUAAAGCAGCCAAAUAUGGUGCCGCUGGCCUUGGAGGUGUCCUAGGAGCUAGACCAUUCCCAGGUGGAGGAGUGGCAGCAAGACCUGGCUUUGGACUUUCUCCUAUUUACCCAGGUGGUGGUGCCGGGGGUCUGGGAGUUGGUGGAAAACCCCCAAAGCCCUAUGGAGGAGCCCUUGGAGCCCUGGGAUACCAAGGUGGAGGCUGCUUUGGGAAAUCUUGUGGCCGGAAGAGGAAGUGAUCUUCCGGAGACCCCUGACUCGCGACCUCAUCAACGUUGGUGCUACUGCUUGGUGGAGAAUGUAAACCUUCUAUGACCACCCCCUACUCCAUCCCCUUGACCCCCACCUGGGAGGGGACAACAGGCCAGUGGCCUUGGAAACCCACAGGACAAGGAAAUCAGACAGCAGCAGCCACUUACCCCUAACUAGCAAUUGCCCCCCAACAUCAGAGGCCAGGGCGGGUGCCCCAUCUCUUCCCACCCAGGAGCUCCCACACACACACAGUCUCCAUCUCCAAGAGAAAUUGGUGCUACAUGUUGGUGCUUUUUUUUCAUGGGGGGGGAGGGAGGAGGGAAGGGUAUCCCACGGGGUCACUCCCUUCCUUGAAACCCCUCUAUUAAGAUGGUGCACACCUUUGUUGGGCAGUCCCACCUCCCCCUGCCCACCAGGAGCCAUCCCUGGCUGCAUCCCAUUGGUACCCAAGUGCUGAAAGCCUUGACGCUGGAUUUGGUGACACAGUUCCUCUCUCUUUGAAUCUUUUGGCCCCAUAUCCCUCUACCAGUAGCUGUUUCCCACAUCUGGGACAACUUGUCGUCAGAAGGCUCCCACACUGGGAAUAGCUCCCUUGUUCUUGUGGAAUCCACUGUCCACCGCCCACCCUCCCACCCAUUCAUCAAUCCAACCAUCCGCCCAUCCCAACUGCCUAGUGCCACUAGCUGGCUGGGCACACCCAUUAUCAACCUGAUUCACCUGUCAUGGCAGCCUGUACCCUGUUCCCACCCCCCACCCCCCACCCCAAUUGCUGGCUGGGGUGUGAGGGGUUGUGCGGGCUGGGGCAGGACUAUCCUCCCCACAUGCAGUACUGUAUUCCCCCAUCCCUUCCUGGAGCCACUCUAUUACAGAGAAUGUCCUACCACCCCACCCACCUCUUUGUGUUUCGCUGUGAUAGAUCAAUAAAUAUUUUAUUUUUUGUCCUGGAUAUGUGGGGAUGAUGUUUGAUUGUUGGUGUGCUCUUUGGGUUUUAUUUUUAUGGUUAAUUGGGAAAAAAUUUUUUUUCUUAUCUGAGGAGCUGUAUCCUCAGGAGAAAAUUCAUUUUAAUCGCUUUGAUAUAACUCUGGAUGAAACACACAUUUUU
Molecule: messenger RNA, 3891 nt
Organism: Phodopus roborovskii (desert hamster)
Lineage: Eukaryota; Metazoa; Chordata; Mammalia; Rodentia; Cricetidae
Gene: Eln
Product: elastin
Exons: 37
Coding region: 92-2776 (894 amino acids)
Molecular function (GO): extracellular matrix structural constituent
Source: RefSeq, a predicted model, not a curated record